GUAUCACUUUUCUUACUAUUGGUUUCCACUUCCCAGUGACCACAAAACAACACUCUGCACGUUGUUCCCACCACCACCAUACCUUCUUCACUCACUCUCGGGAGCGUCGAAAAGAAAAAUGUUCACAUUAGCCACCUCUUCCCAAGUACUGUUAAGACUUCAGCCACCGCACUCGAUGGAGCCAAUGGCCCACUCACUCACCCUAACUCCGUUUCCCGCCACCGCUUCCUCCUUCCGCCACCGUCACCUCUACGCCGUUAAAGCCCUAACUCUUCGCUCCGUCACUCGCCGUUUAAAACCCGCACUCGUUAGAGCCUGUGAUCGGUCACAACAGAUGGGUGGUAAUGGAAGCAAAGAGACGAAGGGAUUGAGUUGGGUGGAACCCAUUUUGACAUUUGCUAGGAGAAACAUUCUACCCUUGGCUCUGGUUAGUGCAGUGACAUUAGGAUUAACAUAUCCUAGUAUUGGUUGUGUUGCUGAUAAAUACGGUGUGUCAAAAAUUGGUCCAUUUGGUAUUUUUGUUAUCUCAGGAUUGAUGUUGCGUAGUGAAGAAAUCGGUGCAGCAGUAGAAGCAUGGCCUGUUGGACUCUUUGGGCUUGUGUCUAUUUUAUUUCUUACACCAUACUUUUCUAGGGUAAUAUUGCAAAUUCAGCUCCAACCCCAGGAAUUUAUUACAGGGCUGGCUAUAUUUGCCUGUAUGCCAACUACAUUAUCAAGUGGUGUUGCACUUACCCAGCUUGCUGGGGGAAAUUCUGCACUUGCUCUUGCAAUGACUGUGAUAUCUAACAUGUUAGGAAUAUUGAUUAUUCCACUAUCCAUCACAAAAUUUGUAGCUGCUGGAGUUGGAGUGACUCUACCUACCAAGCAGUUAUUUAAAAGUCUUGUUCUGACCAUAUUAAUCCCCCUUAUUUUGGGAAAGGUUCUACGUGAAUCUUUUAAAGGUGUGGCUGACUUUGUUGACAAAAACCGCAAGCUUUUCACAGUGAUCAGUGCACUUUUCCUUAGCCUAGUACCUUGGACACAAGUGAGUAGGUCAAGGUCAUUGCUGUUAAUGGUGAAGCCCAGUGUUUUUCUUGUAGCUAUUGGACUGGGAACGCUUCUUCAUCUGUCUUUAUUGGUAUUUAAUAUCCUUGCUGUCUGGGGUCUUUCAGUUAUCUCCGGUGGUAAAAAUUCAAUUUUUUCCCGGGAACAAAAUGCCAGUGCACUCGUACUAGUAGCAAGCCAGAAAACAUUACCUGUAAUGGUAGCAGUGAUAGAGCCACUUCGAGGUGCAUUUGGAGAAUCUGGGUUACUGGUUCUUCCUUGUGUUGCAGCACAUCUCAACCAGAUUAUUCUUGACACUUUUAUCGUUAACUUCUUGCGUCCCCAAGACAAUUCCAACAAUGUCAAGGUGGCUUAAUAGAUGAAAUGGUGGCCAUCAUAGAUGGUUAUGGCAUAUCAUGAAAGCUCAUCAAGCUGCAUCUUAAGAAAUGUUGAGAUGAAGGAUAUUUAGAAAUUUGCUUGGUUUCAUUUCCCAUUGUACAACUUACCUAAAUAUAAUAUGCUCUUGUACAUUGUUCAGCCUGGCAGUUUGCCUGAGCAUAUAGGUUCAGUUCUUUACGUUUCUUUCGGGGUGUAUUACCUAGAUUUUCAAUUUUUAUAUUCCUCCAUUGUUCCAGUGUUCUUUCUUUAGAUUAAAUAGUUCUGUGUAUUCAAUGGAAUUGAUAGGCAUUUCAUAUUCACUUAUUGAGGAGUGAGGAUUCUUUAACACGCUAUCCUGACAAUGUACUGGGCUAGCUAGCAGUUUUGCUUGUAGUUUAUGCAGUGAAUUCUUCUGUUUGUAUUCAGGGGAUGCCCAUAUUUUAUUCUCAA
Messenger RNA from Glycine soja, 1851 nucleotides. Its product is annotated as probable sodium/metabolite cotransporter BASS4, chloroplastic. The record is from RefSeq and is a predicted model, not a curated record. The transcript has 14 exons. NCBI's taxonomy places the organism in Eukaryota, Viridiplantae, Streptophyta, Magnoliopsida, Fabales, Fabaceae. Gene Ontology annotation, cellular component: chloroplast envelope. Bases 119 to 1399 code for a protein of 426 amino acids.